UUACUUAUUUGUAUUUCAGUGCUCAAUUAACAAUUAUCUCCUCGCUACCUUUUCUUCUUCAUAUCGCCCGCGAGUCAACUCUCAUUCACUGAAUCUGAAUCUGACUCAGAUUAAGCUAUCACAGGAAAGGGUCCUUUGGUCAAGCAGUUGAAGAAAUGGUAGCCCAGGGAGAAGCUCACCCCUACGUUCCUCAGGAUCUAAAAUUGCCCGAUUUUGUUCCCAUAUUUCUCUCACAGUCACACAUUGUUGGUGUAUAUGGCCUCUCAUCCUUCCUCGUUGUCUUGUUCAUGUGGAUACUCUCAGGGUUUGUUCCUAAAUUAUCAAAGACUGAUAGGGUGCUCAUGUGUUGGUGGAUUUUCACGGGCCUAACACACAUGGUCCUUGAGGGGUAUUUUGUUUUUACUCCAGAUUUCUACAAAAAGACUACUCCGGUUUACCUUGCUGAAGUCUGGAAAGAAUACAGCAAAGGUGAUUCAAGAUAUGUAGGGCGGGAUUCUGGAGUUGUUAGUGUUGAAGGAAUUACAGCUGUCAUAGAGGGGCCAGCAUGCCUUCUUGCAGUGUAUGCUAUAGCUGCUAAGAAGUCAUACAGGCACGUACUUCAAAUAGCCAUUUGUUUGGGACAGCUCUAUGGCACGGCCGUAUACUUCAUAACAGCUCUAUUGGAAGGCGAUAAUUUUGCUGCAAGCCCCUUCUACUACUAUGCUUACUAUGUUUUUGCAAAUCAUUUCUGGGUUUGGAUACCAACUCUCAUAGUGAUACAUUGCUGGAAGAAAAUAUGUGCUGCAGUCAAGGUCCACGAGCAGAAGACCAAGACUCGCUGAGGUGAUUCUAAAUAUUUGAAUCCAAAUGCCUCAACUGAAUAACAUUGUCACAAUUUUCUUCUCCUGGUUCUCUUUUAUGGUUGUUAAAUUUAAUUGGCUGCAUCAGAAACAAUGCUGGAAUAUUAUUUAGAUGAGAUGUCCUAAAUAUCUGAUCGUUCCUGCAGAAAUAUUGUCAUUCUUGCUUCACAUCAUUAAAAAGCAUUUUGAAAACUAAGACCAAAGCUA
Nicotiana attenuata is the source of this 1046-nucleotide messenger RNA. Its product is annotated as probable 3-beta-hydroxysteroid-Delta(8),Delta(7)-isomerase. The transcript is spliced from 5 exons. NCBI's taxonomy places the organism in Eukaryota, Viridiplantae, Streptophyta, Magnoliopsida, Solanales, Solanaceae. The record is from RefSeq and is a predicted model, not a curated record. Gene Ontology annotation, biological process: sterol biosynthetic process. Gene Ontology annotation, cellular component: endoplasmic reticulum; membrane. The coding region runs from base 156 to 821 and encodes 221 amino acids. Gene Ontology annotation, molecular function: cholestenol delta-isomerase activity; steroid Delta-isomerase activity; C-8 sterol isomerase activity.